Molecule: messenger RNA, 1259 nt
Organism: Onychostoma macrolepis
Lineage: Eukaryota; Metazoa; Chordata; Actinopteri; Cypriniformes; Cyprinidae
Product: src-like-adapter
Exons: 8
Coding region: 125-961 (278 amino acids)
Source: RefSeq, a predicted model, not a curated record
CCUGGGCUUUAGAUGUACUCAUUACAACAGCUGGAGAAAACACCGAUCCACCCUAUAAGCAAACAACAGCAUUGUUUAGCACUAGAUGUGACCACUAAAAAGGACUCGCCGUGGGAGACUGACAAUGGGAGGCACUCUGACAAGCCAAAGAGCCCUGGAGGAUUUCAGAGAAACUCGUACUAAUGAAGACCUUCCAUCAAGAGUGGAAGAGAAUGACAUGGCAUUAGUUUUGGAUAACUAUCCUCCUCCUGAUAUCUGCGAGCCCAUAUUUCGAAUGGGAGAUUGGCUGAAAAUAGUGUCUGAAGAAGGGUACUGGUGGAAGGUCUGCUCAGUCAACACGAAGGAAGUGAACUAUAUACCGCACUGUCAUGCCACAAAAGUCUACCAUGGUUGGCUGUUUGAAACUGUGACCAGACCAAAAGCUGAGGAACUGCUUCAACUCCCAGGAAACCGAGUGGGGUCGUUCUUGAUCAGAGCGAGCACAAAUGGUUCGUACACCUUAUCUGUGCGCCACAGAACUAUUAAGCAUUAUCGAAUAGUUAGAAUGCCUAACAACUGGUACUACAUCUCUCCACGCCUCACAUUUCAGUGUCUGGAAGAUCUGGUGAACUACUACUCUGGUAUAGCAGACGGACUGUGCUGUGUUCUAACUGGCCCAUGUUUGAUCGCCUGUGAAACCCCUCUGAGUGAGCUCACGAAAACACCUGAAGGGAGAAAAUUAUCUUUUGACUGGAGAGCAGCGAACAGCUCGGAGCUCGUCCACCAGAGCACAAGCCCUUCAGCGGUCAGCUACGGGGUUCAGAACAGUGUCUCUUCCUACCUGUCUUUGCUGGGACAGCAAGAGAAGCCAGAGAAAAAGAAGUUUAGUUUGAAGAAGAGGUGGAGGUCUGUCUACAUGACGCAAAACCACCAGCUUGACAGUUUGGCCACUGUGGAAGACAACUAUGAGGAGGUGCCUUGAUAGAUCACAUCUGAUUCAUUCCAGGAGCUCAAAAGCUGAGAGGGGGAUAUCUAAAGGCAUUGUUGUGUCUGGACUGAAAAAGAGAGAGACUUUUUGACAGAGAAAAAUGAAAGUUCCUCAAGCACGUGUUUAUUUAAAUUUGAGCUUAUGAAGCUUUGAGUAUGAAUGUUUUAAGAUGGUUGUGCAACCUUGCAUCAUUAUUUUUUGGACUGGAGAAGGUUGAUUUUACUGUAAAUGUGACCUCAGACAUUAGACUUUAGUCACAUAAAACAGUGUUUGUCGUGUAACCGGCAGUUGG